AUGUCCUAUUUGGAAGGACUGCAACUAGCCGACCCACAAUUCAACAAGCCUGGGUCAAUGGACAUUAUUCUUGGGGCCGACGUGUUUCUGUCCAUCCCACAAUCUGGACAGGUCAAGGAUCACUACGGAAAUCCUGUGGCACAGCGUUCCGUCUUCGAGUGGAUGGUUGCAGGGAAAGUCUCAACAGACGAAUGUGCCCAUUCGUAUCACUCGGUCAUCAAUCUGCAUCAAGAGGUUGAUAUCGAUCGGACUCUGCGGCUGUUUUGGGAAGAUCAGGAGCUCCGUGAACCCAGGCAGCUAACUAAGGAUGAACAAAAAGUGGUUGAGGGUUUCAAUUCCACUCUCACACGUUCUCAGGAAGGUCGCUUCAUCGUCCGCUUACCAAUGGAUGAUUCGAAGCUCAAACUUGGAGACUCUCUGGUCGCUGCUACCAGACGAUUAAGGUUCAUGGAACGCAGAUUUGACAACGAUAGUGGUUUCAAACAACGAUACGUAUCCUUCAUGCAGGAAUAUCAGGAACUGGGACAUAUGAAGAUUGUUCCACAAGAAGAAAUUGACGUUGACUGCUCCCAGUCAUAUUACUUGCCACACCACGGAGUUAUUAAAGAGGAGAGCGCCACUACCAAACUCAGGGUGGUGUUCGAUGGCUCAGCCGUUACCACAAGCGGAACAUUCCUGAACGAUGUAUUAUUAGAUGCCCCUAACAUCAAUGCGGAUCUCUUCAAAGUGCUGCUACGAUUCAGAUCGUACCCGGUGGCAUUCAUAGCGGACAUCGAGAAGAUGUACCGCCAAGUUGUAGUCCAUCCUAGCGACACCGACUACACGCGCAUCGUAUGGCGGGAUUCCCCGGACAAACCCAUCCAACAUUUCCGACUGCUCACUGUUACUUAUGGCUUGAAGAAUUCAGGAUUCCUGGCAAUGGCAGCGUUGCACAAGGCAGCAGAAGCAUUCGAGGUUAAGUAUCCAGAAGCGGCAGAGCGAAUUAAACAACACACUUACGUUGACGAUCUAACAUCUGGCGCGGACUCUGUGGAGAAGGCUAAGCGAAUAAUCAAGCAAAUCAACGAGAUACUUGGUGCGGCAGGUUUUACUCUCCGCAAAUGGAGUUCAAACUCAGCUGAAGUAUUAGAGUCUCUAUCAGACAUCAACAACAACUCGAUGGCGAUACAAUUCCCGGAUGAACGAAACACCGUGAAAGCCCUUGGGACGCAUUGGGUUCCAGGAGAAGAUGUCUUUACAUUUAAGGUGACUAUGGCAAACGACGGACCGAACACAAAACAUCAACUGCUAUCGGAUUCUGCCAAACUGUUCGACCCAUUCGGAUGGUUUGCACCAGUGAUAGUACGAGUCAAAAUUCUCUACCAAAGGUGUUGGCUCUACGACCUUAACUGGCAUGACGCAUUACCUCCUGUCAUCGAGGAGGCAUGGAUGGAAGUGAAAGAAAACCUACAUCAGCUGGAGCAAAUCAAGAUACCAAGAUGGGCGGCAAACUACAACGGUCGCAUUGAACUACACGGGUUUUCUGACGCUUCAGAGGAGGCGUAUGCUGCUGUGAUAUACUUGAGGUCAGUGGACUGA
Molecule: messenger RNA, 1578 nt
Organism: Armigeres subalbatus
Lineage: Eukaryota; Metazoa; Arthropoda; Insecta; Diptera; Culicidae
Exons: 1
Coding region: 1-1578 (525 amino acids)
Source: RefSeq, a predicted model, not a curated record